CCCCCUGCAGUCCUCACAGAUUACCUUAUCCUAAUCCUGCAAACCUUAACAGAGCCGGACUUCAGGGAGGCUCUCGGUCUACUCCCAGUACCCCCAAGAAAGAGCGAAUCCGCAGAGACAGAAGAACUGCAUCCCCAGGUUAUGGAUCUCCUCUGAGAAGAUCUGAAUCCCCUGCUAGUGUCACCAGGCACCUGGCUUCUCCUUCUCCUUCCAAGUUAGCGUCUAAGGUGCGUGCCCAGUCUCCCAGCAGUUACCACUGUUCUCCAACACGACAUCGUCCAAACACACCGAGCGGGGCUACAAAUUCGGAAGACAAAAAGUCAGACAAAAAYUCUGGACAAUCGAAACCUGAGAAACCCAAAACUGACGUUGGCGGCUUAAGUUCAACUUCGCAUGUUGAGAAYAAAACAUCCUCCAGGACAGAUUCUUCAGAGAAAAAAUUACAGAGUGGAGACAAGAGCAAAGAGAUGGCAACAAUCCCAUCCAUGGGGAAAGUGGGAGCUGGAACCACAGAUGCAGAAGAGGCUACAAGGCUGCUGGCAGAGCGCAGGCGUCUGGCUCGAGCCCUGAAAGAACAGGAGGAGAAAAAACGAGAGAAGGAGGCGGAAGAAAGAUUAAYAGAGGAGGAGGAACAAAGGAGGAAGAGACAGCAGGAGGUGAAGGCUCAGCCAGCCGAGGUGAGAGGGAACCAUUUGAACGACGCGCACAGGCCGAAACAAGAGGAGGACAAAAGAAAAGAGGAACAGCAGAAGAAGGAUCUACAUGUAGAUGCACGUGUCAGGGGUCAAUUUGAUGAGAAAGUCAAAGUGGUUCAGGCUCAGGAAGAUGCAGAACGUCACCGGCAGGACAGGGAACUGCAGACGCAGCAUGAAGAGGAGGAGAGGCAGCUCAGGAAGAAGAGGAUCGAAGAGAUCAUGAAGAGAACCCGGAAAAGUGAAGCUGACGUGAAGGUACUGUGAGAGAAACCUUCUGUUCUCAACCUGCUGCCUUUAAUGCCUGCUGAUUGUUUGAAGAGUUUUCCUUUUUUUUUUUUUAAAUUUUCAUCCCGUUUUCUCUAACCAAAAACUUUGACCGUCCCUUGUUUUUAAUUAAACGCUUUUAUUGGUGA
Molecule: messenger RNA, 1108 nt
Organism: Austrofundulus limnaeus
Lineage: Eukaryota; Metazoa; Chordata; Actinopteri; Cyprinodontiformes; Rivulidae
Gene: map7d2a
Product: MAP7 domain containing 2a
Biological process (GO): microtubule cytoskeleton organization
Cellular component (GO): microtubule cytoskeleton
Source: RefSeq, a predicted model, not a curated record